Molecule: messenger RNA, 1602 nt
Organism: Emys orbicularis (European pond turtle)
Lineage: Eukaryota; Metazoa; Chordata; Testudines; Emydidae
Gene: CRTAM
Product: cytotoxic and regulatory T cell molecule
Exons: 14
Coding region: 1-1602 (533 amino acids)
Biological process (GO): detection of tumor cell; positive regulation of natural killer cell mediated cytotoxicity directed against tumor cell target; cell recognition
Cellular component (GO): plasma membrane
Molecular function (GO): signaling receptor binding
Source: RefSeq, a predicted model, not a curated record
AUGAAUCUCACCGCCGUGCUCUGUAUCGUGGCUUUGUUACCACUGCAAGGGGAUUUUCAAGAGGUUCACACUGAAAGUGUCACUGUGGAGGAUGGGCAGGAUUUAAGCCUACAGUGUGAUUUCACCGGAGACCACGAAUCUGCCUUGGAGUGGUCAAACCCUCGGGGGUUUGUUAUUUUUCUAAAAAGCCACCGAGGUUUAAAAGAUCAGAGAUACAAGCUUAUCCACUAUUCAAAAAAUAAAUUAUCUAUCAGCCUCUCUAAUGUCACAGUACAGGAUGAAGGCACAUACACAUGCUUCUACUAUGACACACCAGUCAAAACCAAGAAAGUGAAUGUUACUGUCUUAGCUGCUCCCUCCAAGCCACAGUUGGAAGUAUCAGAUAUUAGAACCAAUGGCAAAGAAGAAAAGAUUGUACUAAGAUGCUUCACCCAGGGAAGUAAGCCCCCUCCUCAGAUUACAUGGCUGCUAAAUAAUGGGCUGGAAGUCUAUGGUGACAUCAAACACCAGUUUGAACACGAUGGAAAGAAAUGCAACACAACCAGCAGUCUCGUAGUUCAUGCAUACAACCGAGAUUCAACAGCCAGUUGUGUCAUUCGUCAUGAAACCCUACGUGGAGAAAGAUUGACCGUAUCUUUCCCGUUUGAAAAUUUCAUGACUACUACAGGCUCAGCUCCAAAUGUGUUAGAAAUAAGCACGAGGACCUCUGAGCAUCCUCAGGAUUAUAUGGAAUCCACAGAAGCUACCCCGCAAUCUAUAAUACAGACAUCACCUGGGAGCAUAUCUCUAGCAACAAGUACCCAACAGGAAGUUUUUUCUUCUCAGACAACUGUUGGAUCCAGCCAACCAAACUUUCCUACCACUGUACCUGAGAAGCCAUCUAGUACCAGCUUACCAGCAAUACCUACCCAGCAGAGGGAACUACCAGCCAACAUAACUAUUUGGUCAGAAGUAACACUAACAGUAAAUGAGGAAAAUUCUAGUACAGAAGCACCAGCAACAAGUAGUGAACCAGCCACUCAGAAUGCGAACAGCACCAUUGAGCCAGAAAGAACUUUGAACAUCACAGAAGAAACAUCUGUUACAGAUGUACCAGCAAUAAGCAAUGAACAAUCAACUCAAAACUCCAACAUCACCACUGGAUCUGAAACGACAUUAAAUGUGACCGUUGCAGAAGAAACCUCUGGGACAGAAGAACCAUCAAUAAGCCAUGAAGAAACAACUCUGAAUUGUAGUGCCACCAUCAAUCUUAAUUCUGAAGGAAUCAGACGAAGGCAAACAAGUGUUUUGUUGCCAGUCCUGGUAGCGGUUCUCAUUUUUGUGAUGCUCAUCAUCGUCCUGCUCUUCAUGAGGAAGCUGCAAAAAGCACACGGAGUCUGGAAGAGAGAAAAUGACACUUCAGAGCAGACACUGGAGAGUUACAAAUCCAGGUCUAAUGAAGACAAUCAAGCCCCUGAGAAGAAUGGACAAGUUGCCAAUCAGAAGCCUACUAUGCAAUACGUAACUGAAGGAUAUGCAGGAACAAUAACGUCGAAUUCAGAAGAAAGAUCUGUUUCAACAUUUGGGAAACGGCUGGCAUAUGGAAAAGAAACUGAUGUAUAG